Molecule: messenger RNA, 5960 nt
Organism: Strongylocentrotus purpuratus (purple sea urchin)
Lineage: Eukaryota; Metazoa; Echinodermata; Echinoidea; Camarodonta; Strongylocentrotidae
Product: putative GPI-anchored protein pfl2
Exons: 6
Coding region: 103-5775 (1890 amino acids)
Source: RefSeq, a predicted model, not a curated record
UUUAUUUCUCUCUCUUCCGAUACUUUCUUGUCUCCCUCUCACUUCAGGUUCAUCAUCCCUGCAUUUUGAGAUUUCCACUUCAUCUUCCCCAACCCCAGUCCCAUGGUAGUAAAUUCCAGUCAUGUACCUUCUUCCCCUGUUUAUUCCAACUCUUCUUCCACACCGACCCAUCUUCUAUCUCUAUCCCCUUAUUCAUUACCAAGCGACCCUUCCACAUCAGGUUACUCACCAACCCCUCACACGUACACGUUUCACACUCCAAUCUCCUCAUUGUCGAAUUCUGGUGUGAACAAACCCCUGAGGAGCCACGGAAUACCAAGCGACCCUUCCACAUCUGGUUACUCACCAACCCCUUACACGUACACGUUUCACACUCCAAUCUCCUCAUUGUCGAAUUCUGGUGUGAACAAACCCCUCAGGAGCCACGGAUUACCCCAAAUUACCUCCGUAAUUGCAACACCUUCCCUCCGAUACCCAGGUGGAAAUUCAAGACCCUUGUCUAUGUCGGCUUACACGUCGAUAAGCCUCGUUUCCGCUCGGCUUGUAGGCAGAACCACAGAGACAUCACUUUACUCAUCCAUGCGGGAUUUUUCUCCAUUAUCUAUUCCUAUUUCGAGAUUAAGUUUGGAAUCCCCUGGCCCACUCGUCCAUGAAACUUCUUCAUUACAUUUUGCUUCACCAGUCCCGAGUUCAAGUCGAGAUGCGGCGUCUCAUCUCUCGCAGCUGCCGGCCAUCUCGAUGUCCACGCCCCUAACAUUACUAAGCAGCAUAGCUCCUACUUCAACUCUCUCUUCCUCUUCUGCUUCGCUACAUGCAAGCUUUAACAGUGACUUCUCUGUCAAUAAAAUACCUUCUUCUAGCUUAGUUGCACCAUAUCUUCCUGAAAGCUUCAAUAAUGUCUCUUCACCAUCCCUUAUGCAUGUAGAAAAUCAGAUUUCCACGCCCCUAACAUUACUAAGCACCAUUGCUCCUACUUCUUCUCUCUCUCCCUCUUCUGCUUCGCUACAUGCAAGCUUUAACAGCGACUUCUCUGUCAAUAAAAUACCUUCUUCUAGCUUAGUUGCGCCAUCUCUUCCUGCAAGCUUCAAUAAUGUCUCCAAUUCUGCUUAUGUUGAACAAGACAUAUCAUCUGCACCAAUGAAACCACAUACUGCAUCAUCUUUAAUAGGGAUGCCAUCCCUAUUAAGUGAUGCACACUUUCCCUCUGCAGCUUAUUCUGUCACACCAAGCAGUUUCUCUCAGUUUAUAUCAAAAGAAAAUGUAGAUGCAUCACGGUCAAUGCAUCCUCCAUCCUUCACACAUAACGAGCUUUCAUCCCUUGCUUCCUCCAAAUAUAGCAUGCAUGCAACAUUUGUAGCAUCAUCCCUGUUGCCUAGCAAAACUUCUCCAUCUCUCACCCUCUUUUCUUCAUCAUCAUCAUCAUCAUUGUAUGCAUCUAUGGCAAGUAGUGAAUAUCUGUUGUCUUCAUCUUCAUUUAAUCAGAAAUCGUUUGUCUUGUCUAUGUCUCCAUUAUUUACCUUGUCUACCUCGCCUCGACCUCACCCAACACCUACCAACUCCCCGGAUCGCAUCACUCCAGUUACUAGCUCUCCUUUCUCCUCUCUCCCCCCUGUAGGACCAGUUGCCACGCCCUCAUCCAGUCUCACGUCCGCAUCUCUCCCAUCACCUUCACCUUCCUUUCAGACUGUAUCUAACGUCGCCUUGGCAACCAGUACGUUAAUACCAACAUCCGCAUCUUUUCGAUCUACCACUCCAGUGGUUGCAUCUGUCUUGAGCUCCCCAGCUUUUUCUAGAGCACUGUCCAGCAUGGCUUCCGGUACGCCUAGUGCCAUGUCAGAGCUCGAUGUUGUAGGAUCUAGUGUAAACUUGUUAGAUGCAUCUGCUUUGCUUGAAACCCUUCUGCAUACUCAGACCUCUUAUGACUUUGUAACACCUUCUGAUAGUGCUAACACCAAUUUGGAGAGUAGAGAAAUGGAUCUCACUAGUACAGAUCUUCAAUCGUUUGAUAUAAUGACACAUACUUCAACCAUGUUGUAUACCUCUUUUACACCUUCAUUUGUAACACCUUUCUCUCAGACUUCAUCAUUAGUGCCUCAAGACCCUUCAUUUUUUACCUUAACACAAACUGAACACCUUACUUCAGUGUAUAACUUAGACACCUUGAUACCAACACCUAAUUCUGUAGAAACCAUAACAAUCAGUAAUACGCUAACACAAUAUUUUGAAGUGUCAAAUUAUGACAGUGUAACAUCUGUGCAUUCUAAUUCAAUAGGAAUAAAUUCUACCCAACUUGUAAGACUAACACCAACACCAGUUAGUGAACAGACUCAAACAGCCUACACUACAUCAAUACCGAUACAUGAAACACUGUCACUUACACAAACACUACAUGUAUCUGCUCAGUCAACACCUUUGUCUCAAGUGCUUAUCCAAACACCAACACCAGUUAGUAUAAAGACACAAACACCUUACACUACAUCAAUACCGAUACAUGAAACACUAUCACCUACACAAACACUACAUGUAUCUGCUCAGUCAACAGCUUUGUCUGAAGUGCUUAUCCAAACACCUACGUCUGAAGUGCUUAUUCAAACACCAACACCAGUUAGUAUACAGACACAAACACCCUACCCUACAUCAAUACCGAUACAUGAAACACUAUCACCUACACAAACACUAUCUGCUCAGUCAACACCUUUGUCUCAAGUGCUUAUCCAAACACCAACACCAGUUAGUAUACAGACUCAAACACCCUACACUACAUCAAUACCGAUAUAUGAAACGCUGUCCCCUACACAAACAAUAUUUGCUCAGUCAACACCUUUGUCUCAAGUGCUUAUCCAAACACCAACACCUUCAUUAUCAUCUUUCACAAUUCAGUCCUCAACCCUGCUACCCCCCAGUGUUUCCUUAACGCAAAGCAUGCCUGUCAUCGUAGCAUCCCCAUCUGUUAGUGAUGCUGCAUCUAUGCAAAUGACUUUCACAUCAACAUUCCUUGACAGUUCCCUGCUGCUAACCAGCAUGUUGACGGAGAAUACGAGUAUGUCAUAUGGAGUUACAAUAACUAGCAUGCCAAUUGAUGUGUCUGUCGAUAAAACAUCUUCAUCUUCUGCUGUCAGCUUGACAGAUGUUUCACGUUUUGACUCUUUGGAUAAUCUUUCAUCAACAGAUGGUAACUUAACCUCCACCUCCGUACUGUCACCGACGGCAACCGCAUCACUGGUCCCGCUCCAGACAUCAGCUCCCUCAACAGCUUUUCUUUCUUCUGUGGUAUCAACAGAACUGCUGAACAUGAGUGCUGAAGUUACGCGAACGUUGUAUAGUACUAUGUCGGCGAUCGUUCAAACACCCAUUCUUUCAUCAUCAGUGCAAUCAUUUUCGAGCAGCGUGCAAACAAAUGAAAGUAUGCCUUUAUCAUCAUCAUUGACGUCUAGUUCAAGUGCACAUCAGGAAGUCAUAUCGUCAACCUAUGCAAUCAUGUCAAGCGAAUUUAUCUCGCAGAGUAUGAUGGAAACUAUGAGUAGCUCUUUUGUAAAUUCAUCUAUUCAAAGUGUAAUCAUGCCAUCUUCCUCGAUUUACAUACCAACAAAAUCAUCGGUUCCUAAUUCAACAACAAUGCAGUCAUCAUUAAUAAAAUCCUUGUCAAGUUCAGAAGCUAAUGAAACUGGUACUAUGCCAGUGCAAUCAUCAACUGUUGUAGUCGAAAGUGACUUUAUCUCAAGUACAAUCAUGUCAUCAAUUGCCGUGUUGCCAACAUCUUCUGCAGGUCAGUCGAUUAUGGCGAGUUCUGUCGUGACGGAGUCAUCAAUAUCUCUUGUAAACCAGAGUGUUUCGUUGUUCCCUACGCUAUCAUCUGGUUUUGAUUCAGUAUCAUCCGGUAUAGUUCCCGUGACAACUGAAAUGCCAUCAUCAUCCUCUUCGUUGAUGAUUCUCCCAACUCCCAAUAGCUCAAUCUUAUCAGACUCUCCUGGGGUUAGUUCAACAAUGUCAACCCCAAGUCUUCCAUUUAUGCCAUCUUCAAGCUUCAUAUCCUUGCCUCCCAACUCCACGCUCCAUGCAGAGGCAUCCGCAACCCCUGAUACCUCUUCUGCCCCACCGGCAACUUCUAUUUUGCUGUCUCCAUCGCUCUCUCUUACUCCCUCAAGUGUCACAGAGACACAAGUUAUGAAUUCAACCUCUUCUUCACCUACACCUACAGUUUCUGUGGGCAUUCUAUCAACACCCCUGGUUUCCUUGAGCACCCUGUCCAUGUCAGUUUCAAUGAGUUCAGUGUUUUUGCCCACAUCACCACCCUCCCAAGUAAAUUUGUCCACCAUUGCUACAACUCCUGUAGUUGUUUCUACGGCAACCUCAUCUCUUUCAACAGAGCCAGCAACAAGUGCAAUGAGCACAUCACAGGUGACCCUUCCGACAAGUACAGCUGCAGCGGGUAAUGCAACAGCUAACCCCUCAUCGACAAGUGCAGGAGUGUCUCCGGAGACUUCCUCAGCCACUCCUGGACUGUCCACUUCGGCUUCCUUGAACCACACUAUGGCACCUACUCCUGCAACCGAGGCAACAUCUUCAGUGUCAUCUGCAACACCAAGGACCACUCCCAUGGUCACUACUGAAGCAACAACUACAGGAGCAACAGUUCCACCAACAACCUCUGCCACAACACCUGUAGAAACAACAACACCACCAGUGGUUACCAAUGCUUCAACUGAAUCCAGAACAACACAGACAAUGACACCAACACCAUUUGAUACGUCUUUUGCUACAAGGCCUUACUGGCUUACAAUGGGUCUGGGCAUAGAUGAGGAUGUCGACAUCAAAGCGCCCUCGUAUGUUGAGGAGAUGGAGGGUAACGUGGCUAGGAUGUACGUGGAGGCUAAUCGCCGUAGCAACCAGAGGAUGGUGGAGGUUGAGGAGCUGUUGGAGCAGCUGGAUCCUAAGAAGAAUCCCGCCGUGGAUCCAGCAGCUGGGAGGAGAAGAAGAUCAGUGACAGUGGACGCGAUCACGGCACAGAUAAUCGACUUGACCAGACAAACCAACCCCUCUGAUGUUGAACUGACUUUCUACAUAGUGGAGGAAGGUACCAAACUUCUCUCGGGGGAUGCCAAGAUGGUGUUGGACGAGCUCACCCUCCAAGAAAUGACCCUUUAUCUUGAUGAACCAGUGAACAGUCCUCCUAUAGAAGUUGUGCCAUCGACUACAGCCAUGCCCACAUCAGCGCCUCCGGCCCGCCUUUGGAUCAUCGCGGCAGUUCUCGUUCCAUUGGCUCUACUGUUCUUCUGUUGCCUCUGCUGCUGCUGUUGCUGCUGCGGUCGCAAACCAAGGAAGGAAGACGGUCCCAUGGAUCCUGAUACGUUCAAGAUGCUCCAAUUCAAGGCAAAAUACCCUUACAGGCAAUACCCCGCCAGCCCUCAGGACCAGCAUCUGCAGCCUGUACCUCGGGGAUUCGAUGUGGUCAAACAGGAUUACGCCAACAAUGCGUUUGGUAUGGAGGCAGGCACCAUGGAGCGGAAGCAGCAAAUUGAGGAAGAAGCCGAAAUGAUGAUACAGAGAGAGCUGCCGAGAAGAACUGUUGAGGGCCACGUUUCGCCUGUUUUACACUCUUCAAGAAACCAUUACCCUGUAGGUCAAUCGCCCACCCCCAGCGGUUCAUCAAGUUCUUCGCUAGUACCCCCUCUACCAGCAAAGGUACGUCUGGUCCAAGUGGCAACUCCCUACACUCUCCUUUUUCAAAAUUCAAAUUUACUUCAAUACAAAUUGGUUUUUAUUUCCAAAUCAUAGCAACAAGCAAAGCUUGUUAGUGAUGGAGCUAUGUUUGCCUAACUGUGUAUAUGCAUAUAAAUGAAGCACCCCCUCUAACAACAAAGGUGUAUUUAUAAUGAGGAGCAAUCCCCUGCUGCCAGGAGAAGAAUUUAUGAGUAGAAACAAUGCAUUCAGGGCUAAUCUUUCGACGUCUCCUCCUCCUC